GCUGAACGCGGCCAUUAUUAGCCGUCUGCUCCGAGUUUGACAUUUGACGUGCGGGACAAACAAGAUACUAAUCAGCUGCGACAAGGCUCCACGAUGUUUCCGUCCGUCUGUCGCGAUUCUGAGAUCUGAGAAGUGCCAAACCCGGCAUCAUCCAUCAUGUUGAUCCAAUCUCCAUGAGACAAUUCCUCAUGAGGGUUGCACGUGCUGUCGAAGCUGUGUUGUGCGAAGCGGCGCAUCUGUUAUCAGCGACCUGAAAGCACGAUACCGUCGUUAGCUGAAGAUAAAUUGUUGCAUAGGACACUGUUAUCAAAGUAUCGACCGACGAAAAAUCCACGCCGAUCAUGACGGUCUGAAAGCUGUCAAAACGAUAGCUUGCAUCGAAUAGAUACUUGAUAUAUGUCAUCGUCGUCCGAACAAUAUUACCUGUGGCUGCUUUUAAAUAGUAUGUAAAAAUUAAACGAGAGAUUUUGAAUUGGAGAAACGAAUGGAAGAUAAUUGUUGAAGUCAUGUGUCGAGCGAUACAAAUUAUGCAAAACUGAAUGUUUGAAGAUCGUGAUUAUUUACACCUGAUUCUGACUUGAAUUAUACCCCAAUUAUAUUCUAAAGAUUAAAAAUGUCGGGCGGAGAAAGAAAGAAAAGAGGCUGCGAUAGAGGGCACGGGUGGGAAGAGGCUGGUGCUGAGUUCUAUCAGGAGAGUUAUCCAGCAGCUAUAGAAGCAGAUCUGCAACAGGCUCUACAGAGGGAUCCUUCGCAUAUAGCCACUUUACUUCCCAGCAAGAAGUCUCGUGUUGCCACAGCCAAACGAAUUCGAAAUGACACAAAGACAACAUUGAGAAGACGCACGAGCACUCGAUCUCGUGGCACUACAACGUCAAGGCGUAUGUCAACCAAUAUACACGAUGCGGCAGUAUCUAUGCUACCAGAUCUCUCGGAAAAUUUGUCCAAUGAAGAGCGUACCUGGGAGGAAAUUAUGCAGAUCAAGGCUAUGCCUGUAUGCAUGUCUCAAAAGAUACAAUUGAAAAACCAGUUGCAGAGCGCCACAAAGUUGAGACUUCAAGGCUUCGAACAACUGAAAUGGCAGCGCAGGAAGGCUUGGCAGCAAUUUCAAAUAAGAAUGAAGGAGACUUGGUCCAAGAUGGAGCUGUGGAGCUACAGUCUCAAGAUAAUAGGCGGAAAAUUUGGAAUGGGUAUAGUGGCGUAUUUUUUAUUCAUUAAGUGGUUGAUGCAUCUGAAUCUGUUUCUGUUUGCAAUUAUAUUCUUACUGAUAGAGCUGCCAGCGUUCUUGCUUGAGACGCCCGUGAACGAAAUAUGUUCAUCUAACAACACUGCCAGCAUAGCGUGUUGCUCCGAAUUGUACCGGAAUAUGACCAGCAAAAGUAAUCCUACCAAUUUCGUGCAGGGCAGCUUAGCUGAGUACAGUCCAUAUUAUUACGGCUGGUAUACGCAUACGAUUUACGAGAGUGUAGGUGUCAACUUCUAUUACAAUUCACCGCUGUCCUACAUCUGUACCAUCAUCAGUGUCUUCAUCGUUAGCCUAAUAGCGAUCGUCCGAUCGGCCGCCAAAGGUUUCAAGGAAAGAAUCGUAGAAGGUGAGGGACAAUUUUAUCAAUAUUGUAAUCUGAUAUUCGGCGGUUGGGAUUAUUGCAUUCAUAAUGAGAAAUCCGCUGCCGUGAAGCAUAAGGCGCUGUAUAACGCUAUGAAAGCAUUCCUGGAGGCAGAGAGAAUGGAAGAGGAGCGGCAGAAUCGCACGAGGGAGGAGAAAACGAAGCUCUUCUUUAUACGUCUAUUCGUUAAUCUAUUGGUUUUAACGAUAUUAAGUGCAUGCGGCGCGUUCAUUUACUACGUGAUCGACUUCUCGUUCAGUCAGCUGGCACAGUGUCAGUGCCAUUGGAUAUACUUAGAGCCGGAUCACGAGAUGUCCGACAUCGCUCGUUUAUUCUUCGAAUUUCUUCCAUAUAUAUGCAUCGUUGGAUUCAAUAUAGCGAUUCCAUUUCUCUUUCGCUAUCUGGUCGCUCUAGAAAACUACAGUCCGUCAUACGUCGUUCGAGUGACACUGUUCAGAAACGUGUUUCUUCGACUCGCUUCUCUCGUUGUUCUGUUAACGUUUCUGUACAGACUUGCUGCCGACAAAGUUCCGGAAAACGAAUGCGCCAACAGCGCGAACAAACAGCCGUUAUGCUGGGAAUCGUUUGUAGGACAGCAAUUCUUCAAGCUAUACGCCACCGAUCUCAUCAUUCAAUUCUUCAUGACGUUCUUCGUCAAUUACCCGCGUUCAUUGAUCGCGCGACACACCGAGAACAAGGUUUUGCGCUUCGUCUGCGAGCAGGAAUUUGACCUGCCCAAACAUGUGCUGGAUAUUAUCUACUUGCAAAUGAUAUGCUGGCUCGGCUGCUUCUUCGUCCCAUUAUUAAUGCUGAACGCCAUAUUCGGCAUGAUGGUGCUGUUCUACCUGAAGAAAUUUACCUGUUUAGUGAACAGUACACCAUCGAGUAAGAUUUAUCGCGCGAGCAGAUCGAAUUCUCUGUUCAUGUUCAUCCUGCUAGUCUCCUUUAUCCUGGCGGUGAUACCGGUCGGCUACUUCAUCGCGAAGAUCAUGCCGUCGAAAUCGUGCGGGCCAUUUCGCGAAUGGGAGUCCGUGUGGACGUUUUUAAUCGCGACGUUUUCGCACUUCCCUGACUGGCUGCAGUCGACUCUAUCUUUCUUGAGUACGGCUGGCUUCGGGAUACCGGCCUUCGUCAUUCUCGCUCUGCUCCUCUAUUACUAUUACGCGGUGUCAAUAGCGAACAAGCAUAUGGUGACGGUGUUGAAGAAUCAGUUGGUAUUAGAAGGCCACGAUAAGCAAUUCUUAUUGAACAGACUCAGCGCUUUUAUCAAGCAGCAACAGGAUCAGAACAAGUUUCAUCAGGACCAAACCAAUGAAUUAUAGACACGUUUCAACACGUAUAAAUAGUAUAAAAUUUGAUUUUGAUAUUUGUUUCUCUUCUGAGUGUACAGAGUGCGCAUUAUUUAACAGCUUACUUUUAUAAAUUUUAUAGAUUUUAAUUACGAAACAUAAAAUUGUGUCAAUUUUAUUUUCUUCUUUAUAUAUAUUAUAUAUUAUAUACACGAGUUGAUGUUUUUUACUAACUCAGUUUUUUGACUAGGUAUAUCGAAUUGGAUAAAAGAUCUAUCAUAUUAUACAGAAACGCGCGGACAAUACCAAAGAUUAAUACGCAUUCUAUUUAUAUACUGCUCGUUGCAGCUCGUCUUGUACUUUAUACAAAUGAUGUUUCUUGAAACACGAAUGUGUCACAGUCAUACUGCCAAAGAUGUGAGUUUCCACGCGAAAGAAUUUUACGAAAUCAGUUUUCCAAUUUGCAUGUUCAAACGGAACAUAUCUCACGUUCUAAGAAAUUCAUUCGUCUCAAUAUGUGUAUAUGAAAAUACACAUUUGAAAUCAGGGUACAAAAGAGAAACGGAGAGAGUCGCAAGUAUUAUGCAAUAGGAAGGAGAAUCGUGUGUGAAUUAUUUAUCCAUUGUAAUUCUCUAUAUAAUUUCACGAGUAUCCAUAAAUAUUAGUGUAGAAUCGUACACACCCAUAUAAUGUUAAACGCAAACAAAGUUUAAUUUAAGGCAUAAUAAGAUUUUCAUCGGAAAUAAUAUAUACUAUAUUAUAAACUAAUGUGAUCGCAUACGUCUAGCGUAAAAAAAAGAUUAAAUCACGAAAAAGUAGGCAGGUAUUAUUCAAUGCCACUUGUUGGACACCUUCCUAGUUCGCCUAAGGCUUCACUUUGCUGACCUUAAUGUAAAAUCGAGCAGGCAGGCACUCAUACCCGUCUGAUUAUGUAUAAGAUGUGAUUAAAAUAUGUUUAGCUUAAUACAUGAACAGUAUAGUAA
Formica exsecta is the source of this 3876-nucleotide messenger RNA. RefSeq names its product transmembrane channel-like protein 7. Lineage: Eukaryota; Metazoa; Arthropoda; Insecta; Hymenoptera; Formicidae. Gene Ontology annotation, molecular function: mechanosensitive monoatomic ion channel activity. The transcript has 4 exons. The record is from RefSeq and is a predicted model, not a curated record. The coding region runs from base 614 to 2926 and encodes 770 amino acids. Gene Ontology annotation, cellular component: plasma membrane.